GGCUGUAUGUACCUUGCACGAUUUAGGUAUCUGGUGAACUGUCGGACAUCGAACGUCGCCGUCAUACGGACGGGCCCUAUUUCCGCUGGAGGACUCAAACGCGAUUCCAAGGGCUAUCGAGGUCAGAAAUAAACGAUCGAAGGGCAAUUGGAGUCCCUCCGGGCCGCAACCAUGAAGCCCUCUAUACUUCCCGCUGGCCUGCUUCUCGCGCUAUCAGUGCUAGCGAUCGAUACAUCUCCUUUCUACCCACCAUGGUCGGAUCCGACAAUCGAAAAAAGAGCUGCGGAGGUUCUGGAUAUUUUGUUAAAGCGGGAUGAUAACUGCCCGUCGGGGUAUAAUGCGUGUACUGGCCUGGGGAACUCGGGCGCAUGCUGUCGAGAUGGGACAAUAUGCUCUCUUGACGCUGCAAGCCACAUUGCAUGCUGUCCAACUGGCGCCAGCUGCACAGGAUCACUUUCUGGAUCGCCAACGGAGACGGGAUCAACCUCAAGUGGAUUUAUGUUUCCGCAGCCAACAUCCGCCUCCACCACGACCUCGGACUCGCCUUCGAUAACCGGUACCACGGUCACCGGGGCGCCAUACCCAUUCGUAUAUAUCCCGACGACGUUCGCAAAUGCGCAGACUUGCUCUUCAUACUACUCCCAAUGCCAAAGUCAAUACUCGAGCUGCCAGUCUUCUCUAGGAGGGACCAACGGGGUGACGGUGGCAGGGUCAGGUGGUGCCGGCAUAACCGUCCAAGGAGCCACAGCAACGGCGGAUGCACAGUCGAUCUGUUCAAGCUUGAGUCGAAAGGCCUGUUAUGGAUUGCAAAUCGGCUACUGUACUGCCUUUGGGAGUUCAGGUGAAUCGGCUACCACAACAAACGGCCAGUUCGUCAACCCCAACGAUGCGCCGUCCAUUCGCGUAUCGUCGAGUCUAUACGAUCUAGGUGUAGCUGUUGCUGUUGGUAUCGCUGGAAUAUUUAUCUGACGAUAUGAUCUUUCUUCUUCUUUGGACGAUUCUUUGAAUUAUUUUUUUUUUUGGAUCAGAAGCCUAUCAUUCGAGACGAUGAAUGCAUGAUGAAUGAUUUGUGGUGGUGGACAGCGAUCUCACGAAGUCAUGAUAUCUCUCUUGAUUUCUGAAGUACGCUGAAUGAAC
Paecilomyces variotii is the source of this 1137-nucleotide messenger RNA. RefSeq lists its product as hypothetical. NCBI's taxonomy places the organism in Eukaryota, Fungi, Ascomycota, Eurotiomycetes, Eurotiales, Thermoascaceae. The coding region runs from base 172 to 969 and encodes 265 amino acids. The record is from RefSeq and is a predicted model, not a curated record. The transcript has a single exon.